AUGUCUUUCUCUGCUUACGCUCAAUUAAAAUUGCCAAUUCCAACAUUGUCAGCUUCGUCGUCGCUUUUACCUUUGUUCAACCGUCGCCGUUACACAAUGAACGCCACGACGUUGGUCUCGGUUGAGCGAGACUUAUACUUCGAUGUGACCUUGUACGGCAUGUACAUUUUACUCUUCAUUCUGCCUUUUUUCGUAACCUAUGUCUUCACUGUGAUCGGAAAUACAGGCUAUCGCGAUGGGACAGUAGCGAGAGAGCCACCGAAAGUUCCGUACUGGAUUCCAUUCGUCGGAAACACGAUUGGCUUUGCUUAUGAUACAGAACGAUUUCUGUUCUCCAUUUUGCGCAAGUUUGGUAAAGUCCCUCUUCGAAUAUUCGUGGGCGCAGAGCCAAUGUACUUCAUCCCCCAUGGUCAAACAAUAGUCGAGCUCUUCAAGUCCUCUCGCUACCUCACUACCAAGACCUUCGGUAUCAUGACUGUCCGAGAUGCAUUCGGUCUUCCUCAGCCUGAUGUCGAGAUCUACGCGGGUGACGAUUCUGGCGUUGACGUAAAGCCUGCGCCUGGUUGGGAACAUGUUGAGCAAACGAAACGCUUUCACUUUGUGCAACAUCGUCAGUUAAACACUUUUCUAUCCGGGAGUGCUCUCAACACUAUGACAGGAAAGUUUUUAGGGGUUUAUUCAGAUCAUAUUGCUCAAGACACGACUUUUCGAGAUGGUGAAUGGGUUGAGGUCGAUGAUCUUUACACCUGGUUUAAGAAUCAUCUCCUUCACGCUGCGGUGGUAGCCUUAUGCGGUGAGCGAUUCCUUGAGCUAUCGCCGAAUUUUCUCGAAGAAUUCUGGUCGUUUGACUAUCACCUCCCCAAUCUUUUCAGAAGGUUACCCCGAUGGGUCGUUCCCAAGAGCUACCAAGCCAGAGAUCGUCUUCUGGAAUGUCUCUUCCGUUAUCACCAAUACGGGCAGCAAACCCUUGAUUUUACAGACGAAAAGCUUCUUCAGAAGGACUGGACCCCGGAAUUCGGUGCCAGACUUAUGAGCACGAGACAAGAGAUGUUCAAGAAUAUUGGGAUUUCACAAAGAGGUGGCGCUGCUCUUGACAUGGGCUUGGUGUGGGCGGUCAAUGCUAAUGCUAUUCCGGCUGCCAUGUGGAUGCUCCUGAGCAUACUUCUUGACAAGAAUCUUACUAAUAGAGUCAUGAUUGAGAUGGAACCUUCUUUCCAUGAGAAGUCUCUGUCUUUUGAUUUCGAUAGACUCUACUCUGCACCCCUUCUCAACUCAAUCUAUCUCGAAAUCCUUCGUGUUCACGUUGCAGCACCGGUGGGCCGAUCGUCACUUAUACCCAAUCUCAAAUUCGGAAAAUGGCAGAUGAAGCAAGGCGUCGGUAUGCUUUCAACAUCGUGGGUCGGUGGCCACGAUCCUGACUUUUGGAACACUGGGAGUAAACACCCAGAUGGAUCCGACGAGCACCCUGUAGACAAAUUCUGGGCCGAGCGGUUCCUCAAAUACGAAGACGAUCCAACUAGCGGUCCAGUUCGAAGCAUCGACAUCAAGCCUUCGCCAGAAAUUUCCAAGCGCACACCAGAAGAUGAUCGCAAAGCACGUGUCGUUACAGAGGGGACGCAAGGAUAUUUUUAUCCCUAUGGUGGCGGUACAAAAAUGUGUCCAGGUCGCUUCUUCGCUAAGCAACAACUCAUGGCAAGUGUUGCAGUGGCCCUGCGAGCUUAUGAGAUCGAACUCAUCAAUCCUGAAGCAGCGGCCAAGAUUGGACCGAAUAUGGAUUAUUUCCCGUUCGGUACGAUUCCUCCGAAGGGCAAGGUCCCUGCUAGAAUUAGAAGGCGACAACUAUAA
This is a messenger RNA of Fusarium venenatum, 1845 nucleotides long. RefSeq names its product cytochrome P450. NCBI's taxonomy places the organism in Eukaryota, Fungi, Ascomycota, Sordariomycetes, Hypocreales, Nectriaceae. The record is from RefSeq and is a predicted model, not a curated record. Gene Ontology annotation, molecular function: steroid hydroxylase activity; oxidoreductase activity, acting on paired donors, with incorporation or reduction of molecular oxygen; iron ion binding.